Messenger RNA from Ricinus communis (castor bean), 1038 nucleotides. RefSeq lists its product as uncharacterized. The record is from RefSeq and is a predicted model, not a curated record. The coding region runs from base 317 to 628 and encodes 103 amino acids. The transcript has 3 exons. NCBI's taxonomy places the organism in Eukaryota, Viridiplantae, Streptophyta, Magnoliopsida, Malpighiales, Euphorbiaceae.
UCAACAUAAAUUAUAAUAUAUUAAGCUCUAAUCGACAUUUUUUUUUUGAAAUGUCUAAUCAACAUCUUCGAGUUGGUGCUUUUGUCACCAGUGGAAUCCACAGCAACGGCAAGUAAGCCCUUGAGCCGCAGUAUGUUAAAUGCAAUUUAGCCCCGAGCCUCGAGCCCAAUACGACGACGUUUCACUUUUUAGGUAUCCAAAUAGCAUGCCCCAAUUCUACUACUUCAUCUUCUCUAACCUCUCUUCCUUGGCGAAAAAUUCAACUGGUGGAUCUAAUAUCCAAAGCUACCAAAAGAGAAAAUAAAUAAAUAAAUAUAUGGAAGAGAAGCAUCAGGACAUUUCAUCAGCAAAAGCUGUCUUAUUAGGAGCUCUAGCUUCUGGUGUCAACGGUCCUACAUGGAAUGCACUAAAAUCUGCGUUUUUGUUACUGGGUCUAUGCCUUGCUGUUAUGCUUGGUUUAGCCUUCUCUUCAAGUGACUCUUUAUUGGUACUUCAUGUUGGGUUUCUUGUUCUAAUCACUGCCACCCUAUUUUUACUACUUAGCUGGUUUCUUUCUCAGAUUGGUCUGGUUUCAGUGGAACAUCAAAUGCGAGAAAUGGACUUGGUCCCAAAUGAUCAUAAUGAAUGAGAGGAGAAGAUAGUUCUCAUUAUAUUUUUUUGGCAGAGGAGACAAAGUAAGACACCAUCAGCAAAAGUAGUAGCUGUAAGACAUCACCUCAUGAUAAUUUUAAUUGAAAAGAUGGUUACAUGUUACACAUUCAUCUCUAAAGAAAUGAGAAGAAAAGAAAACAAGUGCAGCAAGGAAACCAUACAGCUCUUCAUAAUGCAUUCACGAGAAAAUCUUGGCGUGCAUAAUUGCUUUGGUUCUAUCAAUUACUUUUUCCUUCCUUCUCCUUAUGCUUGUCUUUUUUGGCCUUGAUGAAACAGAAACAUGAGCAACAUGGAAACUGAAACAUGAACUUCAUCUCUUUGAUGUUGAUUUCAAAUGUUUGGAAAUACUUGCCAUAUAUAUAGCUCCGCCCUUGGCUGUUUUAUUUA